AUGUCACCCCCAGUAGCAGCAACACCCGAGAAUGCACCAGAGCACUGUCCAGGAACGGAGAGUGAACAGGCCGGAAAGGCCAAUGCUUGUGAUGGCUGCCCUAACCAAAAUGUCUGCGCCACAGCCCCCAAAGGCCCCGACCCAGAUCUGCCGUUGAUCAACGGCCGCAUGGGAACCGUUAAGCACAAGAUCCUAGUCCUCUCAGGAAAGGGCGGCGUCGGCAAAUCCUCCUUCACCACCCAACUAUCCUUUGCCCUCUCGCACGAUGAAGAGACCCAAGUCGGCGUGAUGGAUAUUGAUAUCUGUGGACCAUCCAUCCCAAAGAUGUUUGGUCUUGACGGCGAACAAAUCCAUCAGUCGAACUCGGGGUGGUCCCCCGUUUAUGUGACCGAUAACUUGGGCGUCAUGUCGAUUGGGUUUAUUCUUCAGGAGGCCGACGAUGCGAUUAUUUGGAGAGGCCCCAAGAAGAAUGGGUUGAUUAAACAGUUCUUGAAGGAUGUCGAUUGGGGCGAUUUGGAUUACCUGGUCGUCGAUACCCCGCCCGGUACGUCGGAUGAGCACUUAUCGGUGGUGCAGUAUUUGAAAGAGUCUGGGAUUACUGGAGCGAUUCUGAUUACGACGCCUCAGGAAGUUGCUCUGCAGGAUGUCAGGAAGGAGAUUGAUUUCUGUAGAAAGGUCAAGAUCCCGAUUAUUGGAGUUGUUGAGAAUAUGGCGGGCUUCGUUUGCCCGAGCUGUAAGGGCGAGAGUGUGAUCUUUGCGCCUACUACGGGAGGAGCCAGGAAGAUGGCGGAGGAUACUAAUGUGAGGUUCUUGGGUAGUAUUCCUCUUGAUCCUCGUAUCGGCAUGUCGUGCGACCAAGGUCUGUCGUUCUUGGAGGAAUACCCCGACUCGCCCGCCACCAAGGCAUACGAAAACAUCAUCACAGAAAUCAAGAAGCUGUUGCCCUAG
Linnemannia hyalina is the source of this 948-nucleotide messenger RNA. The record is from the annotation of a GenBank genome assembly. Lineage: Eukaryota; Fungi; Mortierellomycota; Mortierellomycetes; Mortierellales; Mortierellaceae.